Molecule: messenger RNA, 4191 nt
Organism: Aphis gossypii (cotton aphid)
Lineage: Eukaryota; Metazoa; Arthropoda; Insecta; Hemiptera; Aphididae
Product: coronin-2B-like
Exons: 14
Coding region: 300-1946 (548 amino acids)
Biological process (GO): actin filament organization
Molecular function (GO): actin filament binding
Source: RefSeq, a predicted model, not a curated record
GGCGUCUGUUGUGCGGUCGUCUGUUUCCGCGUUUUUUUUCGUACGAAAUUUCGCGCGCCAUUUUUUCCCGAAUUAUUUUCCUUCUUUAUGACGCUCAUAUAAAAUCAAUUGCAUUAUGGGCACUCUGGAUAAACACUGUACCGGAUAUAAAAUCGACGACGUGUUCAAGUCUAACGCCCUGGUAGACAUCAGGGCAUGCAACAAGCCCGUGGUCAAGUUUUAUAUGCUUAAAUUUUUCCUAGUGUUUUGUUUUUGAAAUGCAUGAAUUCCAGAUAUUAUUUUAACAACAUACAAUCAACAUGAAAAAUAAUACGUCAUUGUUCCGUGGAGUACGUAGUUCAAAGUUUCGUCAUGUAUACGGAUCCCCGUCCAGGCGAGAAGAAUUGUAUGACAAUAUACCAAUCACACGUAAUGCUCAUGACUCUAAUUUUUGUGCUGCCAACCCAAAAUUUGUUGCCAUUGUGACUGAAGUAGCUGGUGGUGGAGCAUUUGUAGUAUUACCAAUCAAUAAGACUGGUCGUUUAGAUUUAAAUACCAGCAAAGUUACAGGCCAUAGAGGUCCAGUUUUAGAUGUAAAAUGGAACCCAUUCAAUGAUAAUAUAAUUGCUUCUUGUUCUGACGACUGUACUAUUAAACUAUGGUAUAUCCCAGAUAGUGGUCUAAGUUGCAACUUGAAUGAAUGGCUGAUAGAGUUGCGUGGACAUCGUCGUAGAGUAGGUUACAUUGAAUGGCACCCAACUGCAGAAAAUGUCAUAGCUAGCUCUGGAUUUGAUUAUUUGGUUAUGUUAUGGGAUGCGGGCACAGGUCAAAUUUUAAAUACAAUUGAUUGUCAUCCAGAUAUUGUACAUUCAUUAGCAUUCAACAGAGAUGGUACCAGAUUAGCUACAACCUGCAAAGAUAAAAAAAUCAGAUCAAUUGAUCCUAGAUCUGGAUUAGUGGUUUCAGAGGGAAUUUGUCAUGAAGGAUCACGUUCGUGUAAGGUAAUUUAUUUGGAUAAUGAGCGGUUAUUGACCACAGGCUUUUCAACAUAUUCAGAUAGGCAGAUAGCUAUUUGGAACCAUACUGAUUUAUCGGAACCUUUGCAUCGUGUCAAUAUUGAUUCAUCAUCAGGAAUUUUAUUUCCAUACUAUGACUAUGACACAAGAAUGGUUUAUUUAGCUGGAAAAGGCGAUGGCAAUAUAAGAUACUAUGAAAUAGUUGACGAAUCACCAUAUAUACAUUUUUUAAACCAAUUUAUAUCUGGUUGCCCACAAAAAGGAUUUGGAAUGAUGCUUAAACGUGGCUGUAAUGUGAGUCGUUGUGAAAUAAUGCGGUUUUAUAAAUUACACACUACUCGUAAUGUUUGUGAACCAAUUUCAAUGAUUGUUCCAAGAAAGAGUGACCAGUAUCAACAUGACUUGUAUCCUGAUACUGCUGCUCCAGUACCAGCAUUGAGUGCCCAAGAAUGGUUUAAUGGAAUAAGUAAACCACCCGUCUUAAUGUCAAUGAAAACAGGGGUUUCAGUAAAAACACAUAAACCUCAAGCAUUUGUUUCUAAUGAAGCCACUCGUAAUGACACCAAUUACCGUAUGAAAUUUGCUUUCCUCUCCAAGGAAACAGUACCUGAUUAUCGACCAUUAGAUAUGUUGCCAGAGAUUGAAAAAAACCAAAAGACUCAAGUUAAUCAAAACAUGAAAUUUCAACAAAUACAACAGAAAUUGAGUAAUUCAUUAGUUGGCAAAUUCACUAAUACAACUGAUGGAGAUGAAGAAUGCAAUAUGAAGGAAAACUCAAAUUCCAAUGAUAUUAUGAAAAAUGAAUAUCAGAUGAAAAAAGCUUUCACUCGUCAAUGUGAAGAAUUAAACAUGCUUAGAAAACAAUUGGCCCACAGAGAUCGGCGCAUUCAAGACCUCGAGGAUCUUGUUUCCACACUUCAAUCGCAGCUUAAAGUUCAAAGAUUACAGUAAUCAGUUGAUUAUUACCAGGUGUAAUUCUCUCCAUACAUAUUAUUUUUAAUACUUUUGAGCUUAUGCCUUUUGGCUGAAACUAUUGCCCAAAGAUUAUGAAACCUACUUGAGUAAUAAUCAAUAAAAUAAGCUUUGAAGCUUUAAGCUGCAACUAUGUUUUAACUAAGAACAAAAUUCAGGGUUGAUAUUAAAUGUCAGGAGAAAAAAAUUAUUUUUUGCACCCUGUUACUUCUGUGAUCAAAUAAUAAUUUUGUAAUUUUGCAAUAUUUGCAUAACCUAUAUAUAUUUUUUUUUAUUAGGUUAUCAUUUAUAUAUUUAUGUUAAGCGAUUUAUGUUUUAACUAGUUAUUAAACAUAGUUAUUUUUUUUAUUACAAGUUAGGAUGAAAAUAAAUUGAGGUGUCAUAUCAAUUAAGAAAAUAAUGUAUUUCUUAAAAAUAUAAUGUGCAUAAGAAAUUGGUAGAGUUAAAGUGAAAUCUGGUUGAUUAUGUUUGAAGUUAUUAAACUCAGUUGGUACUAUAUAUUUAAUCUUAUUAUAUAGCAUUUUAAAAGACUAAUUGAAUCAAUUAUAGACAACUAAUGAUCUAUUAGACGUGUCAUACAUCUCGAGAGAAAUCACCCAAUGUUUUGAGGUCUCUUAGUAAUAAUCAAAUCAUUGUGUCAUUUAUAUCAUAUAUAUGUUUUUGUUUUAUUAUAAAGCCAGAAAAAUUAAGAAUAGAUAUAAUUUAUUUAACAUUAACUACUACUUGUUUUGUAUCACUAACACAUAACAACAAAUUUUAUUCAGGAGAAUCUAUAUUUUACUCUUGUUAUUCCUAGUAUUAAAGUGAAUUGAAUUAUCAUUAAACUAUCAAGGUUUGAAUAUUAUCUAGGACCCAAGGAAGCUUUCUAUGUAAUUUUAAUUAUAAAAUUAAAAAUAAAGUUAAAUUCACUAGAGUAAAAUGAUUUAUUAUGUUAGAAUGUGUAAAAUUUGCUGUCAUGUUUAAGUAUAAUGGAGACCAAAUAUGCGGGUAUGGCUUCUUAAUCAUUUUCAUUUUGAUUUUUAUUAUACAGAUUUAUUUAAUAUCGCAUUGACCAAAAAAAUUGAUUAUCUAAUGUGGACUGAACAAAUUUAAAACAUAUGCUCCAAUUACAAUAAUAUUACUAUUAUACAGAAAUCUCUCUAUGUAGUAUAAAACGAUAUAAUGUUAUUUUUAAGUUAGUCUCUAAAUGCUACAAAACAAAUAAGGCUUGUUCUGUAAACACUUUACCUAAUGAGAUUCAACUGCUUGUGUUUUACAAAGACUACUAAUUAUUUUUAUUAUAUAGAGAUUAAUUUAGGAUAUGUGUUUUUGGCCAACUAUUUUUAAUAUAAUAUAUUACUUACAUUUUGUAUCAAGUUGUUUGAAUUGUAAUAAGUCUAUAAAGCUAUAAUAUGAACGAUCAGAUUAGAUAAAAUCAUUGCCAAUGGAUUUCACAGUAUAUCAUUGUAUCAAAUUAAUCACAUUUAUAAAAAAAAAUUAUCUUCUGUUCUGCGAUGACGUAAAAUCAUACUUGAUAAUUGAUACAGUUUUAUAGUCUUAAUAAUUGUGUGUAUUUUUUACAAAUAAGAAAUUUUAUCUCAUCUGAUACGCUAUUAAAAUGUUGGUUUACAUGUCAUUAUUUAUUUUUAUGAAAUUUAUUAUAACUGUUACAUGAGUUAAGUAUAGUAGAUUGAUUAUGUAUCUCAGAGUUAAAUACAAUAUUUAUAUUGUGUGCUUUGUUUUUUUUUUCAUGUGGUUUUAGAUGUUUAUAAAUAAACAAAUCGAUAAAAUUCUUAUAAAAAAUAAUUAUUGAAAUUCUAGUAGUUAACUUAACUGUCCGAUAUGCUUUUCUUCUGUUGAUUUAUUACUUUUAAAUAUUAGUUCUUGUUUAAGGUUCUUUUGAUGAAAGUUCUAUAGAAGUUUUACUGUACUUCUAAAACUUCAUGGAAAAUAAAGAUUGGGAUGUGCAUAUUAUUUUAUGAUUAUAUUAUUAAGUUUUAUUGUUUGACAAUUAUUGAGCUUUAUUUUUUGAUAAUUUACCUACACAAAAAGAAGCAUUCAAUUGUGUUCUUUAACGUUGUGUUUACACAGUUCAUUUGUUUUUCUGUACCAUUUAAUUUUAUUGAUAAUCCAUUUUACAUGCUAUGUGCGUUCAACAUGACUAAUUUUAUCCAAGGACAUAAAUGGAUUAUAUUAAUAGGUUUUCAUUAUUAUUUGUUUUUUAUUUUUUUAUUAUGUUAACAUA